GACCAGUGUUUUCUGUAGCUCGAGUCUGAAGGGAGUUGUCKUUGCGACGCUACUCGCUGCUUUACGGUAGUGGUACUGAUGCGGGAUGAGUCAGGCGAUGUGAUGCUGCUGCCAUUUCAGCGGCGCCCAAAAUCUACAAACACAGAAGUGAGACGGCCGGAUCCCCUCCUUCUUUCUCUGACAGCCAAAAACACGAGCAGCUGUCGAAACAMAGAGCACGUGAAGAGCGCGAGGUCUGGUUUUUAACCACUCUGCACCUGCUCCGGACGCGGUUUCSCCCCUUCGGUUCUGUUUCUGUUUCUGUGUCUCCAGCGGGCCUGGCAUUAAGACACAAAUUAGCCCUUGACCACAGUGGGCCUGCUGUAGCGGCAUCGGCUCUGUCGUCGAGCUCUGGGACAAAAAAAGGGGCUUUUAUUUUCUUAUUUUUCCCGGUGAUCCUGCUGAAGCCUCGAACAUCCGGACUGASUCGUCGGUGCCAUCAUGGAGCCCAGCUCAGCCCGGUCCUGGUCCUGAACGGCACCGAAAGGAGGAAGUACUCCGGCCUGAAGCGGACUCCUCUCCUGCUCCGAGCUCGCGCUGCCUCCUGAACAUCAAACACACCGACAGGCAGACCGGCACGUGGGGAAGCAGCCGCACGCGCCAUGGAAGCCAUCUGGCUCUAUCAGUUCCGGCUCAUCGUCAUCGGGGACUCCACGGUGGGCAAGUCGUGUCUGAUCCGGCGGUUCACGGAGGGCCGCUUCGCCCAGGUGUCCGACCCCACGGUCGGCGUGGACUUCUUCUCCCGUCUGGUGGAGAUCGAGCCCGGGAAGAGGAUCAAGCUGCAGAUCUGGGACACGGCGGGCCAGGAGCGCUUCAG
Messenger RNA from Austrofundulus limnaeus, 856 nucleotides. RefSeq names its product ras-related protein Rab-39B. The record is from RefSeq and is a predicted model, not a curated record. NCBI's taxonomy places the organism in Eukaryota, Metazoa, Chordata, Actinopteri, Cyprinodontiformes, Rivulidae. Gene Ontology annotation, biological process: Rab protein signal transduction. Gene Ontology annotation, molecular function: GTPase activity; GTP binding.